Molecule: messenger RNA, 1098 nt
Organism: Tupaia belangeri chinensis (Chinese tree shrew)
Lineage: Eukaryota; Metazoa; Chordata; Mammalia; Scandentia; Tupaiidae
Gene: NAF1
Product: nuclear assembly factor 1 ribonucleoprotein
Biological process (GO): box H/ACA snoRNP assembly; pseudouridine synthesis; ribosome biogenesis
Cellular component (GO): sno(s)RNA-containing ribonucleoprotein complex
Molecular function (GO): RNA binding
Source: RefSeq, a predicted model, not a curated record
AAGCCUGCGAGGGAGCAGCCGCCCGCCGGAGACCGCCCCACCGGUCCGGGCACCGCGGGGCCGGCGCCAACCGCCGACUCCUCGGAGGACUCCGACUCCGACUCGGAUUCGGACUCGGACAGUGAAACAGAUUCAGACAGUUCAAGCUCUUCCUCUUCCUCAUCUUCCUCAUCAUCUUCCUCUUCCUCUCAUUUAUCACUUCCUGCAGUGCUGUCAGAUGGAGAAGAUGACUUACAAAUGGAGAAGGAAAAUAAAAAUUUUCCUCUUAAGACGAAAGAUGAAUUACUUCUUAAUGAAUUACCGUCCGUGGAAGAACUCACUAUUAUUCUGCCUGAAGAUAUUGAAUUAAAGCCUCUUGGGAUGGUUUCAAGUAUUAUUGAACAAUUAGUAAUAAUUGAAUCUAUGACUAACUUACCUCCAGUUAAUGAGGAGACUGUAAUUUUUAAAAGUGAUCGACAUGCAGCCGGAAAGGUAUUUGAGAUUUUUGGACCUGUGGCACAUCCAUUCUAUGUGUUACGGUUCAAUUCUUCAGAUCACAUUGAGAGUAAAGGUAUUAAAAUAAAAGAGACUAUGUAUUUUGCUCCGUCAAUGGAAGACUUCACCCAAUAUAUAUUCACAGAUAAACUUCAACAGGAUAGGGGGUCAGAUGCAUCAUGGAAGAAUGAUCAGGAACCACCACCAGACGCCUUAGAUUUCAGUGAUGAUGAGAAGGAAAAAGAAGCCAAACAGAGGAAAAAGUCUCAGAUUCAAGGCCGGAAAAAACUUAAAUCUGAAUGCAGUGAGCCAGGUGAAGACUUUGCUGAAGUCCACCAGAAUUGGAAUGCUCACGGCUCUGCUCUGGAGCAUGCGAAAGGAUACCGCAACAGAGAGUUUACUCGGGGCUUCUCCAGGGGUAGAUACCCUCGGCCUUGCCACAGGCCUCUGCAGGGCUACAGCUCAGAGCAUAGGGCGUCCCAGGAGACUUCAGGGUUUCCACCUCAGAGACAAGAUAGUCCUGUCAUGCCACAGUAUCCCUUCCCUCCUCCGGUGUUUGACAUGCACAGUUUCUCACUCCCCCCACCACCGCCCCCAUUCAUUUUGGAUCUUACUAUUAGGUGA